Molecule: messenger RNA, 1101 nt
Organism: Drosophila subpulchrella
Lineage: Eukaryota; Metazoa; Arthropoda; Insecta; Diptera; Drosophilidae
Product: cytoplasmic dynein 2 light intermediate chain 1
Exons: 2
Coding region: 1-1101 (366 amino acids)
Biological process (GO): intraciliary retrograde transport; intraciliary transport involved in cilium assembly
Cellular component (GO): axoneme; ciliary basal body; cytoplasmic dynein complex
Molecular function (GO): dynein heavy chain binding
Source: RefSeq, a predicted model, not a curated record
AUGCGCUUGCCGCAAAUCUUUCACACUUUGCACAAGCGUCUCCAAAGAAUGUUUGAAAAGAACAGCGAGGGCGGCGAGAGUGCCACGCCCAGUAUUCAGGAUAUCGCCGGUCGACUGGCGGAGGAGCAGCAGCGUCUUCGCCAACUGGAGGCCACCACAAUGCCCAAGGAACGGACACUUUUGGUCCUGGGUAGCAAGUGUGUGGGAAAGACGACUGCUAUAAAUAAGUUCUUCGAUCGCGAGGAGCACGCCACGCGUCCAACUUUGGCACUGGAAUAUAGCUUCGGUCGCAGAAUCGGUAGUGGAAAGGCACCCCAAGUGAUGAAUGUUUGGGAACUGGGAUCCCUGGACAAUGCCGAACAACUGCUGGAGGUUCCCAUUAAAACACAUGGUCUGCAGCAACUAGCCGUCUUCAUAAUGUUAGAUCUCUCCCAACCACAACGAUUUUGGACGGAUUUGGAGUGUGCCUACAAGGGAUUGAGGGAUACGGCGCAGAAGAUGAUGCAGAAACUGACACCAGAUCUCAGGGAAAUCCUUGAGCAACGAACAAUAGAGCGAGUGGGUCAGCAGAGCAAGGAGAACCUCGAGCCGCUUCCCUUUCCAGUUGUAAUUGUGGGUGGAAAGUAUGAUAUUUUUUCUGGUUUCGACCCAGUUAUCAGAAAACACACCUGUCGCUGCCUGCGUUCUAUGGCUCAUCUAAUCGGAGGCGCACUGCUAUUCUACUCCCACCGGAUGCCCAAACUGGCCAAGGUCCUGAGAGACACCAUUAGCCACAUGGGAUUCGGAAGUCCUGCACAUCCAUUCCGCUCCCAUGUUGAGGAUUUCAAUGAACCACUUUGCAUUUGGUUCGGAACAGACAGUUGGUCAAAAAUUGGAGAUACUGGUGUCCAGAGUGUGGAGCGCAUUGGAGCCACGUUCGGUGUGGAAGUGCCGCAGUUGCAGCUGGAAAAGCAGAAGCUACAGGAAACACCAGAUCCAGCCAAGGAUCCUGGUUUCAAAGAAUCCCUCAUCGAUGAGAUGCGAUCGCAGAAGAACGAGGAGCUCGCUGGUUUAAUGAGAGAUGCCUUGCUCCGCGGAAAGUUCGAGAGUGUUCAAAAUUAG